This is a messenger RNA of Cryptosporidium ubiquitum, 873 nucleotides long. RefSeq names its product GCN5-related N-acetyltransferase family protein. Lineage: Eukaryota; Apicomplexa; Conoidasida; Eucoccidiorida; Cryptosporidiidae. The transcript has a single exon. Gene Ontology annotation, cellular component: Golgi membrane. Gene Ontology annotation, biological process: N-terminal peptidyl-methionine acetylation. Gene Ontology annotation, molecular function: protein-N-terminal amino-acid acetyltransferase activity; histone acetyltransferase activity. The record is from RefSeq and is a predicted model, not a curated record. Bases 1 to 873 code for a protein of 290 amino acids.
AUGACAACAAUUUCUUCAGCUUUUCCUCCAGAGCUCAAAAAUCCGGCCAGAUGUAGUAGAGUCCAUGAUAUAUACCAGAAUUGGAAACAGGAGAGCCCUUUAAAAAAUCCUAUUAUUGACUUUAGAAGGGUGAUCCCGGAAGAUGUUACUCAACUUGAAGAACUUCAUAAGGAGCUCUUUCCAAUAAUUUAUGAUAAACAGUUUUACGAAGGCAUUGCUUCUGGGAUAACUCAUGGCUGGGUGGCUGUUUGGAGGUUAAGAGAAAGUUCAGAAUCCAGCUAUUUUGAAAGCGAUGAGUUGAUUAUUGGCUUUGUUACAACUUCUCAGGACUGUAGGAUCAUUAAAGAUAAUGAUUAUAAGCAUGUAAUAAAGAGUAUACCGGAUCAAUUUUUGUUACAAGAGUUGCGUGAAAAGAUUCAAGAUGAAAGCUUCGAAAUUAGUCCAUUUCCUUUUGGAGCGAAUGUUUACAAAUAUCUUGUUUAUGUUUUAACAAUGGGCGUAAUUGAGGAGUUCAGAUUUCUUGGGAUUGGUAAACAACUUUUAAAUAUUGUGAUAGGAUAUUAUCAAAAAUUCCAUCCUACAGUAAAUGCAAUAUUUCUCCAUGUUGUUGAUUAUAACUCUAGUGCAAUUAACUUAUAUAAACGCCUUAAGUUUGAGGAAAUUCUCCACUGGGAUAACUUUUACAAAAUCUUGGACGGAUUCUAUGGAUCUUAUCUUUUUUCUUAUUAUUAUGACCGUUCAGAUUCUAGAAAUAUGUUUGACAGUUACAUCAAUUUAGGAUCCAAUUACCCAGUUAACCAAGGAAAAAAAUAUGGGAUUUUUAAUUAUAUUAAUAGAUUCAUUUCAAAUUCAUCUAAACUCCUUAAGAAUUGA